CAGUCGUUACUAGUUAAAAUAUGACCAAUGGGCAAUGGCGUAAGAAUUGGAUAGAAAAACUAGGUGGGUGGUUUCAAACACCACCUGCAUAUAAUGCGGCGAGUCGACCAAACCUAAUACGCAUACGCUCGGUCGUGGUUACUAUGUGCCUUGAGUAACCUGUCUUCUUCUUCUUCCUCCUCUCUUUUUGAUCUUGAAGUAAACAGAAAGGAAUCAAGAUAUGAGGUUGAGCUGUAAUGGAUGCAGAGUUUUGAGAAAAGGGUGUAGUGAGAAUUGCAGUAUAAGAUCAUCUUUGGCUUGGAUCGAAUCACCUAAAUCUCAGGCCAACGCAACCGUGUUUCUCGCUAAGUUCUACGGCCGUACUGGUCUCGUCAACCUCAUCAACGCCGUUCCUAAUCAUCUUCGUCCUGCCAUAUUCCGAUCGCUGUUGCACGAAGCUUGUGGGAGAAUCGUGAAUCCGAUCUACGGUUCGGUUGGUUUACUGUGGUCUGGAAGUUGGCAGCUUUGUCAAGCACCUGUCGAUGCGGUUUUAAAAGGUGAAGCCAUCACGCCGAUCGCUACGGAUACGGCGGCGAACGGUCAAGGUCCGCCGAUAGAAGUCUACGACAUUCGUCAUAUCUCCUCCAAGGAAGAGAACUCCGGCGAAAAUGGCUCGAGCCAUCAUCGGAAACGUUACAAGACCCGACGGGCUAAACCUAAGCGGAAGGAGAAAUCUAUUACAGAUCACGAGUCGUCGUCGUCGUUGAGCCACCACCAGUCUGAAAGCAAUGGGAAAGAGACGGUUAAGUUUCCGGUCGAGCUAGAGUUGAAGCUGGGGAUUGAACCGGUUUUGAAUCACGUUGUUGUUGUUCCGGUUAAGAAGAGGAGGAUGGGUGUGUAAAGAACAAGACUGUAUCUUUAAAAGAUAGAUAGAAGUCAGUUACGAUAUAGACACAUGUCAAAAUUGUAUUGGAUUGUCAUGUGUUGUAACUUGUAAGAAGUACAUUGAGCGAGCGUACAUAUUAAUAAACUCAUUGGUCACUGAUUCUUUUUUAUA
Camelina sativa (false flax) is the source of this 1036-nucleotide messenger RNA. Its product is annotated as LOB domain-containing protein 41-like. Gene Ontology annotation, biological process: regulation of gene expression. Lineage: Eukaryota; Viridiplantae; Streptophyta; Magnoliopsida; Brassicales; Brassicaceae. The record is from RefSeq and is a predicted model, not a curated record.